Molecule: messenger RNA, 2275 nt
Organism: Grus americana (Whooping crane)
Lineage: Eukaryota; Metazoa; Chordata; Aves; Gruiformes; Gruidae
Gene: ATF6B
Product: activating transcription factor 6 beta
Exons: 16
Coding region: 52-2259 (735 amino acids)
Biological process (GO): regulation of transcription by RNA polymerase II; endoplasmic reticulum unfolded protein response
Cellular component (GO): nucleus
Molecular function (GO): RNA polymerase II cis-regulatory region sequence-specific DNA binding; DNA-binding transcription factor activity, RNA polymerase II-specific
Source: RefSeq, a predicted model, not a curated record
ACGCUGAUUGGCGGGCGUACUCGGGGCGGGGCGAGACGCGGCGGGCGGAAGAUGGCGGCGCUGGCGCCGGAGCUGCUGGUGCUGAGCGACGCGGGGCGGUUCCGGGCCGACAACCUGCUGGGGGCCGAGGACUGGGAUGCCGCUCUCUACGGUUGCCUUGACGACAGGCUGGAACCCGCCCACCUCUUCCCCUCCCUGGACCCCGACCCCAUGUUCGACUGUGCCUUCGAGGGGGGCGAUGCCGCCAGCCCCCCCGAUCCCCCGUGGGACCAGGAGCCCCCCAGCCUCUUCCCCGAUCUGCAGGUGAAGUCGGAGCCGGGUUCCCCCACCUCAUCCCACUGCUCCGACUCCUCCAGCUUCUCCUCCGCCUCUGAGCCCCCGGCCUGGGCCCCCAGCCCCCCCGAGCCGGGGGUGAAGACGGAACCGAUCCCCCCGCUGCCCUGCGCCCCCCCGGACACCGCAGGAAAGGCGCCGAGGGCUGUGAAGGCAGAGGGGCCCCCCCCCAACCGCCGGACCCCCCCCAUCCAGCCCAAGCCCCCCGGGGGGGCCACUGGGCCUGGGCAGGCUGCCCCAAGCCCCCCCCAAACCAUCCUGCUGCAGCCGCUGCCUGGAGCUGCCUCCCCCCUGCCCGCAGCCAUCACCGUGCCGGCCCCCGCGGUGCUGCUGUCACCGGCCGAGCUGCUGCUGCCGCGACUCCUGUGCCUGCCCCCCCCCGGCCAGGGGCCCCCCCGCACCUCUCCCGGCCCCCCCAAACCCGAAGCCAAGACCAUCGUCCCGGCCCCCGCUCCUGCCCCUCCCGGCCCCCAGGAGGUCGAUGCGAAGGUGCUGAAGCGGCAGCAGCGGAUGAUCAAGAACCGGGAGUCGGCGUGCCAGUCGCGGCGCCGGCGCAAGGAAUACGUGCAGGGGCUGGAGGAGCGGCUGCGCCAGGCCCUGGCCGACAACGACCGCCUGCGCCGCGAGAACGGGCUCCUGCGCCGCCGCCUCGACGCUCUCCUGGGCCAGAGCUCGGAGCUGCGCCCCGCCCCGGGCCCCCGCAAGCUGGCCUGCCUCGCCGCCCUCCUCCUCUUCCUCGCCUUCAACCUCGGCCCCCUCAGCCUCUCGCAGCAGCCCCCCCCCGCCGAACCCCCGCGCCAGCCCCCCCCGCGCGGCCGCCGUCACCUCCUGGGGGUGACCGAGGGGGGGCCCCCCGUUACCGACCCCCCCCGGACGUGGGGACCCUCCCCGGGGCCGCGCCGGGAAACCCCCGCUCCCCCCGGCAGGACCCCCUUCAGGAACUCCUCGCUGGGCGCGGUGACGCUGCGGGAGCUGGACGGGCUGUUCCGGGCGUCCGACUGUCGGCGCUUCAACCGCACCGAGUCCCUGCGGCUGGCGGAUGAGCUCAGCGGGUGGGUCCGGCGCCACCAGAUCGACAGACGGAAACCGGGGUCCCCCCCCCGGCCCGCCCGCAGCCAGUUUCAGGCUUCGCCCCCCUGGAAGGCGCCGACCUCCUCCCGCCUCGUCCCGGUUCCCCCCCCACACCCCGAGAGGGCCCCCCCGGGGCAGCUCCAGCUCUACCGCCCCGACCGCGCUGAACCCCAUUUCCUCGCCGCCAUCGACCGUCGCGACGACACCUUCUACGUCGUCUCCUUCCGCCGGGAUCACCUCCUGCUCCCGGCCAUCAGCCACAACAAGACCUCACGGCCGAAGAUGUCCCUGGUGAUGCCGGCGGCCGCCCUCAACGAGAGCCUGUCGGGGCGCGGGGGGGGCCUGGAGGCCAUGAUGCAGGUGGACUGCGAGGUGAUGGACACGCGCGUCAUCCACGUCCGCCGCCGCCCCCCUCCCCACCCCCCCGCAAACCGCAGCCGGGCCCCCACCCCCCCCCGCCCCCCCCCGCCGCCCCCGGGCCCUUUACCUGGGGGGGGGUGGUUAGCCCCGCCCCUCGGCGUCAGGCCACGCCCCCUUCGAGGCAAAGCUCCGCCCCCCCAGCGCUUGGGAACUGGCCCGCAAGGGGAGCAAGCCACGCCCACUAGGGGCAAGCCACGCCCACUAGGGGAACAAGCCACGCCCCCUGGGUCAGUUCGCAGGGGGCGGAGCUUCCCACUUGGGUGGCGAGGCCACGCCCCCCCGGCGGCGAGGCCACGCCCCAUUCAGGCCACGCCCCCCGGCGGCGAGGCCACGCCCCCUGUGAGCACUUGCCCCGCCCCCUAUUCUGCCUUAAAGGGGCAGAGCCCUCGCUCCGGCCACACCCCCCCCCCCGGGGCCAUUUUCUACCCGAAUUAAUUGAAAAAUGGGAAAA